GUUUAGUUGCUGUCCGCAAAAAACUGAAUUCACACUGAAAUCGACAAAUAAAACAAUUGUAUUAAGUAUCAGCUAUAAUACUAAAGUCAGACAAUGGAUGGACAAAGUGGUGAUAGAAACACAUCAUUGCCACCCGUUUCCACCAGUUGUACAAUAAAACGUUCGUUUGUAAAGGUGACCUCAACGUCUAAAGAGUUUAGUUCAAGUAGUGAUAGUGUGCCCACUCUUAUGGUCCACCGGAAGGACUCAUUUGAUAAGAAUCACAAAAUAUUGGAACUGCGGAACCGUUCGGAAUCACCACAACCUGUACUUCGGCUCAAGUUUAGUGAUAAUUCUUCGGGUUAUGGAUCUGCGGCCUCUUUCUCAUCGAUACACAAUUCCUUACAAAAGACUCCUUCAGUCCAUUGCUUCAUAAAUAGUUCGCAACAGUCGUCGACAGUUAAGAAGAUUGAGAGACCAACGAAGUCACAGAUGAUUAGAGACAGUAUAACCAACACUUUGGAUCAGAUCGACAAAAGAGUGGCUUUUCUUCGGGAAACGGCGUCUGAAUUGGAGGACGAGAAGCGAAAGUUAUAUCGAGUCCUCAAUUCAAUCAUUACGAGCGAUCAAUUGGAUUCUAUAGGAGAAGUCGAAAGGGAAGAAAUUAAGAUAACAUCUCAUGGAUUACUGUUGAGAUUGGAUAGCGUCGACAUCAACCUUAAGAUUACCAGAACUGUGACACAAGAGAAAGCACUCGAGAAUGUGAACACAUUUAUUGAUAAACUGUCCGAUUGUGUCAAAAAUGAUAGGGAUUGUGCCAAACAGUUGUGUCAGACCUACUUAAGCUCCUGUUCUUCAGAUCAUUUCAAACCACUUCCAGUCGACGAACAGUUCCAGAAGACUGUCAUCGGAUGCAGUCUUGACGACCAGAAGAAGAUUAAGAAAAAAUUGCAAAAUAUAUUCUCGAGUUUAUGAAGCAAUCGAUUUGACGAUAAAUUAUAAAUCAAUUCA
Oppiella nova is the source of this 990-nucleotide messenger RNA. Lineage: Eukaryota; Metazoa; Arthropoda; Arachnida; Sarcoptiformes; Oppiidae. The record is from the annotation of a GenBank genome assembly.